Messenger RNA from Salpingoeca rosetta, 1233 nucleotides. Its product is annotated as CMGC/MAPK protein kinase. The coding region runs from base 202 to 1233 and encodes 343 amino acids. The record is from RefSeq and is a predicted model, not a curated record. Lineage: Eukaryota; Choanoflagellata; Craspedida; Salpingoecidae. The transcript is spliced from 4 exons. Gene Ontology annotation, cellular component: cytoplasm; nucleus. Gene Ontology annotation, biological process: protein phosphorylation; intracellular signal transduction. Gene Ontology annotation, molecular function: protein serine/threonine kinase activity; ATP binding.
CAACGACGACGACAAACAGCAAGCCGCCACGCACUGCUGCACUGAUACACACUCCACACAGAACACAGACACAAACACACCCUUGUUCUCCCCCUCCUGAGCACGAUCCCCUCACACACACAUACAUACAUACAUACAUACACACAUACAUACAUACACACAUCCACACACCUGAACGCCCAAAGACGUGAGAGCGGCGCGAUGGCCGACGACGAGUCCACGGAAGAGAAAACAACCACAGCACCCGCAGCACCUCCAGCUGCUGUAGUGCAAGGUGGUGGUGGUGACGAUGGCCAGCUGGUGGCGGAGGAGGAUGUGAUGGAUCAGGAGAUGCAGCAGAUCAUGAGGGGAAUGAGCCACAUGCGCUCCUGCGACAGUGAGGAGGCCGGUGAGUCCGAUCGACCAAACCCCUUCGUGUCCGUGGCAAAGCGCGUGCCAGAGACAGACUCCACCGUCUACACGCUGCUGCGGUUCAACAUGGGCUUCCACUUGCCCAACAAGUACGCGCCACCAAACGGCAACGUUGCGCUGGGCGCGUUUGCCAAGGUGGUGUUCUCGCGCGACCUCACACGGCCGCCAACGCCUGUUGAUGAUUACCAGUUUGAGGGCCACUCCCAGCAGGUGGCCAUCAAGAAGCUGCGACGCUUCCAUGACGCUGACGAGGCGCUGCGCGCGUACCGCGAGCUGCUCAUCCUGCGGCAUCUUCGGGAGCACGACAACAUCGUUGCCCUGCGCGACUUCUUCCUGCUACCUGGGGAUGACAGCCUCUUGGACUACUACAUCGUCACUGAGUACUGCGGCAACACGCUCGACCAGGUCAUGCUCGGCGACCUGGACCCGAUGGACGUCCAGAUGAUUGCGUACAGCAUUCUUCGCGGAGUCAAGUACAUCCACAGCGCAGGCCUGACGCAUCGAGACCUCAAGCCCAAUAACGUCCUCAUCGACGUCGAUACGGUGAAGAUCAUUGACUUUGGCUACGCCAAGCGGGACCGAGGCCGCUUCCCGUACAUGCAGGCCUACAUGCAGUGCCGCGACUACAGGGCGCCCGAGCUCUUUCUCUGGCUCCAGUUGGACUUUGCUCACUCAGAUCCGCUUGUGUGUGAUCACGUGUGCGUGUCGUGUCUGCUGUCGACAAACGGGGACGUGUCCACGAGCUCUUCAAAGUCCAUUCCAAACCGCGCAGCCUUCAGCAGGUACCUGCACACACGCGUGCAAAUGGAGUGGAAGAAGUGA